AUGGGUAGUCUUUCCUCCAAGACAAUCGUGGAGUAUCGUACUGAUCCAGCAACGGCAAAGGCCCUUGAGCAAAGCAAUGCAGCCUUAGCCCAGUCCCAGGCGCUUCAGGCGCGGUCAUCCCAGGCACUGAGGGAGCAGAAGAAGAUGGUUGCUGAAUUGAAGGCAGCAUCCGAACGUCAAGAGGCUGACUUCAAGAGGCAGAUUCGGAAAGCUGUGGAAAUCAUCAAGACAUGCCAAGGACAGGGACAGAAAGUGGCUGUUCUUUUGGGCGGUCAAAGGUUCUGGAAAGACAACUCUCUGCAAGUACUUGUUCAGCAUGACAGGAACUGA
Molecule: messenger RNA, 330 nt
Organism: Seminavis robusta
Lineage: Eukaryota; Bacillariophyta; Bacillariophyceae; Naviculales; Naviculaceae
Source: the annotation of a GenBank genome assembly